This is a messenger RNA of Melanotaenia boesemani (Boeseman's rainbowfish), 698 nucleotides long. RefSeq names its product microsomal glutathione S-transferase 1-like. Gene Ontology annotation, cellular component: membrane; mitochondrion. The record is from RefSeq and is a predicted model, not a curated record. NCBI's taxonomy places the organism in Eukaryota, Metazoa, Chordata, Actinopteri, Atheriniformes, Melanotaeniidae. Gene Ontology annotation, molecular function: glutathione transferase activity. The transcript is spliced from 4 exons. The coding region runs from base 148 to 603 and encodes 151 amino acids.
ACAAGUAGAGUAAAGCAGCAGCCUGGCCUCAGACAGGAAGUUGGACUGCUGUUGUGUUCGUCCCUCCCCCCUAGUUUUCUGGGAGGCGUCCUUACGCAACACAUCCAGACUUGCUCCACUUCUGCAGAGUCACCACGAGCAGCAAAGAUGGCAGAGCUGAUGGAAAACCAGGUGUUCAUGGCUUUCACCACCUAUGCUGCCAUUGUUGUCCUGAAGAUGGUGCUGAUGGGACCGUUGACGGCAUACUUCCGCAUCACCAGGGGCUCUUUCGCUAAUGAGGAAGACGUAUCCGGAAAGUCUGAAGAGCAGAAGAAGAAGCUGCUGAGAACUCAUCCUGAUGUGGAGCGAGUCCGAAGGUGUCACCUGAACGACCUGGAGAACGUGGUUCCCUUCGUGUUGGUCGGCCUGCUUUACGCCCUGACUGGACCAGAACUUUCAACAGCUCUGCUUCACUUCCGAAUCUUUACCGGCUGUCGUAUCUUCCACACCAUCGCCUACGUCAGCGUGCUGCCGCAGCCCAGCAGGGGCUUGUCUUACAUAGUGGGCAUGCUGGUCAUCAUCUCCAUGGCCUACAGGGUGCUCAGCGCUGUUUUACUCCUGUAGGGGGCGCCCUGCUCCCCACCUCAGUACUAAUUCUGAGCUGAUUAUUCGUCUUUAAUUCAACUGGAGAAAGAUCUAUGAAUAAAAGCUUUCUCUCA